This is a messenger RNA of Rotaria sp. Silwood2, 937 nucleotides long. The record is from the annotation of a GenBank genome assembly. NCBI's taxonomy places the organism in Eukaryota, Metazoa, Rotifera, Eurotatoria, Philodinida, Philodinidae.
GCACCUGCCCAAGACGACUAAUUUAAUAGCAUUUGCAAAGCUUAGCUAGAAAAACUGGAAUUUUCUGAACAUGGUAGAGUCCUGAGAUCUUCUACAAUACGUCUUGUAAAUUGAUCUCUCUAUUUCGGGAAAUGAUUUACUUUUCUAAUUCAUAAUUGUUCAAAAAAUAACAACUAUUAGUUUGUAAAUAAUAUUUGCUUAUUUUCUCGUAGUACGUACUGUAACAACAAUUGCUGGCCAAGCACCUGUUGAUGUUGAAUGUAAAACCUUGCUUGGAAAAACUCAUGUGUAUAGUGAAAAUAAAGAUAUAUUUGAUUGUAUGCUUAAUCAAACCAAUAUUGGAAAUAAUAAUAAUAAAUUUUAUGUAAUUCAACUUCUUGAAGAUAAUAAUGGUAAAAAAUAUCAUGUUUGGUUACGUUGGGGUCGUGUUGGCUAUACUGGACAAACUUAUUUGGAAAGUUUCGAUGGUAAUUUAAAUGAUGCAAAAAGAUUCUUUUGUCACAAGUAUGUAGUUUAUAUUCAAUAGGAAUAAUUAUAGUGUACAAAAUAUUAUACUAGAUUGAUCUCAAUAAGAUAAGUAGUAGAAUAAUAUCUAUUAGGUUUCAAUUUAGAUAAGAUAAUUGCACUAGAUUCGUAAUCUCGUUUUAAUAUAUGUUCAAGAUAAUAUCUGUUUGUAGCUUCUUGUUUCUAUUGAGAAAAUUUUAAAGUUACCUUCUGUCUUCAUAAAAUGUACAACUUUCUGAUAGACUCUACUGUAGAAUAUGCAGUGGCGUACGCAGGAUUUUUCAGAAUGCUGAAUCUCGAAGUCCGAGCAUGGGAUCCAGAUGAAAGUCACGGGAGGUAAUGUUGGACCCAACUGAUGGAGUUUUAUCAAAAAAAAAUUUGCACUCGGAGUUUGCGAAAAAAAUUAGCAUUUUCUUGGCCCCCCCCCCCUAGU